Caenorhabditis angaria is the source of this 3442-nucleotide messenger RNA. The record is from the annotation of a GenBank genome assembly. NCBI's taxonomy places the organism in Eukaryota, Metazoa, Nematoda, Chromadorea, Rhabditida, Rhabditidae.
AUGAGGUGGGUGCUAUUCUUCCUUGUUUUCAUAACAUUAACAUCAGCCAGCAGUUUAUUGAGCAAAACUAUCAAUUCCGAUGGAUCAAAAGGUAUUGUUUUUUGAUAAAAAAUGUGGUUGAAAUUCAAAAAUGUUGCAUUAUUUCAGAAUUCAAAAUUGUGAAAAACAUCAAAAGAAAUACUUGUACAUGUUCUUGCAAAUGUGUGCCAGAUCUUGCUGCAAAUCCAUUCGAAGUUUCAACAACAGCAAAAUCUAUUAACAAUGAGAAUGUUGAUAUUGGACCAAGCGUUGAUCCAAAUCCUUCUGGAUCUUCACUUUUCCAAGAAAUUGUAGCACAUGUUACUGAGAAAACGCCAGCAAAAGGAGAAUUCUCAAUUGAUGAGGCCACUACAACAACUGGAAAACCAACUUCGACUACACAAGAAGCUGUGACAGCAACUACAACUGAAGAGCCGGUGACAACUCAAGAAUCCACAACAGUAUCUGAAUCCGCAUCAACUCAAGAUUCAACAACCACCGCGGAAGUUACAACGAGCCAAGUAGCUGAAGCCACCACUUCAGAAGCUAGCACUACUCAGGAAUCGACUACCACAUCAGAAGAUUCAACGACAACCCAAGAAUCUAGCUCAACUCAGGAAUCUACCACCACUCUGGAACUUUCCUCGACCACCCAAGUUUCUAGUACCACUCAAGAAGCAACUACUACAUCAGAAGCCUCUACGACCACUUCAGAAGCUACCACCACCCAAGAAUCCACUACCGCCUCAGAAGCUCCAACGACCCCACAGGAAUCUACCACAACAUCGGAAGCUAGCACAACCUCAGCAGCGACAACCACAGAACAAGCUACAACACAAGAAUCUACCACCACUUUGGAACCUUCAACGACCACCCAAGAAGCCAGCACCACUCAAGAGCCAACAACUUCCCAGGAGCCGUCUACUACUCAAGAGGUCAGCACGAUUACAGAGGAAGCUACAACCCAAGAAAUCACAACAACCACCACAACCCAAAAGCCAACUGCAGAAAACAAAAUUGCUGCGCCGGUAACUUCAAAACCAGUUCUUCUCACCAAAAAAACUGUGGCACCACAAAAAGCUAAGACUACUAAAAAAUCCACAACAACCACAACCACACUUGCACCUGUCACAGAGUUGUCAGUUGAUGAUACAACUACCGUUGAAUCAGAAAAUGAAACAUCCACUGAUGGUUUGACAACAACAUUAGAAGUUGUGAUUUCGACACAAGGAGAAACCACAACUCAAGAAAUUACUACAACUGAGGCGGUGUCUGAAAAAGCUGAAUCUACCACCGAGUCAACGACCACUCAAGAAAUCACUACUUCUACAGAAACACCUUUUACUAAAGAAGUCACUACACUUAUCACAGAAGCUUCAUCUCCAACCACCAAAGAAGUGGAAACUACAACUGAAAUUACCAGCACAUCAGAAAAUCUAACAACACCAGAAGUCUCGACCACCUCGACCAAUCCUACAACUACUCAGGAAUCAACAUCUUCGAAGCCAGAAACUACCACUCAAGAAGCAUCUACUGUAAAAGCCACAACAUCCACUGAACAGCCAUCAACAACUACAGAAAAUACUUCGGAAGGCACAAAAACCACAAUCGAGUUCUCGAAAAAUGAAAAAAUCUCAACUGAAACUUCACAACCAGAGUCUACCACUCAAGUAGCUGAAACUACAACAGAAAAACUAACCACAGGUGAAUCAUUUUUCAUCAAAUAUUUUUCGAGAUCUAACAAUCUGUUAUUUUUCAGAAGCCGCUCAACCAUCGGAAAUUACAAUAAUUGAGUCAUCAACUCCAAAAGUUUUGCCAGAAAGGUAAAACUUUUUCUCUGGCAUUGAAAUAUCAAAAACGCCUUCUUUUUUCAGAUGGAAAGAGAUUGUUUCAAAAUUGAAGCAAAAACUUGAAGUGCUCAAAGAGCAAAAGAGACUUCUUCGCGAUAAAACCUCAACAACAACUGAUGCUUCAACCACAGUUGCUGCUUCAGAAGAUGAGACAACAACUGAGGCUGCUCAAGAAAUCUCAUCGACCACUCAAGCAACUUCAACAACUGAAGAAAUAACAACAUCCACAGAUCCAGCAAGCACCACAGAAGAAAUCACAUCCACCCAGGAAUCAACCACUUCUGCUGCUGUUUCAAUAACACAAGAGACUACCACUGAAGAGGCUACCACAACAGAAGCACAGUCAACUGAGGAACCAACAACCACCACUGGAGAAGUUUCUACAUCAACUGAAUCAACAUCAACUUCUGAACAACCAUCCUCAGAAAAACCAUCGACCACUGAAGAAAUAACCACAUCUACACAAGAAACAACAACCACUGAAGAAUCCGCUGGAUUUAUCACUGAUUCCUCAGCAAGUUCAUCAACUGAAGGACCAUCGAAUGAAAUUACUGCUCGACGAGAUUUCGUUCCAAAAAAGAGUACCAAGAAAACUACAGAAGCUCCAGCAACAACAUCUUCGACCACAACAGAAGCACCUUCGAGUACUACUGAAGAAGUUUCAGAAGGGUUUGUAACCGCUGCUCCUGAAGAUGAAACCACAAUCAAUACUGCUGAUUUGUUGAAUAAGAUUACAAAUUCAUCCAAGGCUGUUGUACAAAGGUGGGUUGAAUCAGAGAUUUCUAGAAUUUGUAAAAAAAAACAUGUAAUUUUUUAGACCAGACAUCUCGAAAACUGACGCUCUAUCUUCUUUGAUUACUGGACUUAUCGGAAGUUUCACCACAGAAAAACCAGAAUUCACCACUACAGUAUCAAUUGAAAGAUCUGAACAACAAAGUCCAGACAAGCAUAUUCAAGAUAUCAUCCCAUCUACAGGUGAUGUUCGCAGAGCUCAACCAAAUAUUGAGAUGACAAAAGAAGAUGAAUUCGAAAAACGAAUCAGAGAGCAAAGAAUUCGAAUGGAACAAGCAAAACAUCUUCGCGAAGAGGAACUUCGAAUUCAAGCAAUGCAUGAAAGAGAACUCGAAGAGAAAGCACGAGCAGAAAUGAUGGAGAGAAAAGAAGCAAUGUUGAAACAACUUGAAGAAUUGAAAGAAGCUGAAGAAAGACAAAGAGUAUUACUUGAACAGGAAAGAAUUCAAGAAGCUGAGAGAGAAAGAUUGAUUGCUGAAAAACAAGCUGAACUUGAAUUUGCAUCAAUUAGAACAACUACAGAAGAACCAAAAUUGAAAUAUCGUUUGAGACCAACUCAGGUUAGUUUUUUUUCAGUGUAAAAUUAUUAUUUUUAACUUGGAAAGGAAUUCAUAAAUAUAUUGUUUCAGUGUGCUGCGAUCAACAAAUUCACUCGAGUCUUCAACAUCACCGAUCCAUCAGAAUGGAUCCAGAAAAAUUGUGAAUUCGCUAAACGUUAUUUCCCAGAAGCAUCUUGCCCACAAAUUCAAGCAUUGAUUGAAUCGUGCUUCGCUUUCCUCUAA